Misgurnus anguillicaudatus (oriental weatherfish) is the source of this 1537-nucleotide messenger RNA. RefSeq names its product claudin 2 (gene cldn2). Gene Ontology annotation, cellular component: bicellular tight junction; membrane. Gene Ontology annotation, molecular function: structural molecule activity. NCBI's taxonomy places the organism in Eukaryota, Metazoa, Chordata, Actinopteri, Cypriniformes, Cobitidae. The record is from RefSeq and is a predicted model, not a curated record.
UUAACUUACCUUUUCCAGAGGUGCCUGUGUGUUCGUGAACUGGGGCAGCUCCUAAUAUUUAAAGAGAUGAUAGGAAUCAAAUGUAUACAUACAGUACAGACAUAAACAAGUGAAACUGGAUAACAUCUCACUUGAUCCGCAUAUCUUCUUAAACAACCAAGAAGCACAGUUUGUUUGACUUUGUAACUUCUUUGGAGAACACAGUGAUUCUGAGGCCGACAUGGCUUUAGCGGGGCUGGAGUUGAUGGGAUUCUUUUUGGGCAUCUUUGGCAUGCUUGGGACCCUGGUAGCCACUCUUCUACCCUACUGGGAAAUCUCGGCACACAUCGGUUCCAACAUCGUGACUGCGGUAGUCAAUAUGAAAGGUCUCUGGAUGGAGUGCGUGUAUCAGAGCACCGGCGCCUUUCAAUGCGAGACGUACAACACAAUGCUCGGGCUCACCCCUGAUCUACAAGCGGCCAGGGCUAUGAUGGUCAUCUCUUCAAUCUUUUCCCUCUUGGCUUGCAUGGUGUCAACUAUCGGGAUGCAGUGUACUACAUGUAUGAGCGGUUCUUCGGCUAAAACCAAAGCGGCGGGGGUAGGUGGUUCCCUGUUUCUCCUGGCAGGGCUUUUGUCUUUGAUCCCUAUAUCUUGGAAGACCCAUGAGGUGGUCCAGACCUUCCACAUGAGCAACAUUCCAGACAGUCUUAAGUUUGAAAUAGGUGACUGUCUGUAUAUUGGAUUGGCUUCUUCGCUUAUAUCCAUGUUGGGUGGUGGACUGUUGAGUGCAUCUUGUUGCGAUGACUUAGACAGUAGCAGGGGUACCAGGCAUCCUUACCCCUACCCUGACCAAAAAGGCGUUGGGCGCGUGCCACAUGCAGCAUCCCAUUCGAUGUCCUUUCGUCCAGCUACGUUACAAACCAAAAACCAUGUCCCUGCCAACAUGACCCAAACCCUUAAUAGCCAAAACAGCACCAGUACCCAUUCAUCUGUGCCAGCCCAGGAUUCAAGGAAAUCAACUCAGCAAAACACAGCUGCCAGAUAUGAUGUCACAGGCUAUGUCUGAGGAUUUAUGUGAUACUGCUUGUACUUUUUUUUGUCUCAAACAAAAACAGACUACUAUAAAAGCAAAAUUGUUUUGGCACAAGAAUAACAGACACGUAACUAAAGCGUAAGUGAACUGAAAACAUGAUGUCACAUAUGUUUAUUUCGUAGUUUAUUUAGGGACAAAAUUUAGAUUUUUUUGGAGGUUUAAAAUUAACACAAAGAUGUUUUUUUUAAAGACACCAAUCAAUAUGUUUGGGCAAAAUGUAUGGGAGGCGUUUUGUCCUCUUUGCAAACAUUUCACAAUGAACUCUAUCUGGGUCAGUCCUAUAAUAAGCCGUGCACUUAAACAUAAACUCUUUUUGUAUGUAGAAAAACAUUAUUUGUUAUUUUAUUUUGUACAUUUACUGUUAUUGUGUUUAUUUUGUCAGAUUAUUGUGUGUUAAUUCUGUCGAUUAUGGUAUAAUUUACAACAUUUUAUAAAUAAACAUUUGGGCACGAUUUAUGAUAUGCA